Molecule: messenger RNA, 1494 nt
Organism: Hyaloperonospora brassicae
Lineage: Eukaryota; Oomycota; Peronosporomycetes; Peronosporales; Peronosporaceae
Source: the annotation of a GenBank genome assembly
AUGGUCGCUACGGUCUUGGACGCCGGUCGCCUGACCUUUGCUCUCUGCUCCUUCAUUGUUGCUCUGGGUGGCAUGGUUGCUGCUCAAAGUGCCAAGAGUAGCCUCGCAACUUCUGGACCAUCCCUAGCUGACGUCAGCGCUUGCCUGAACAAAGCGGGCAUUGAAUACUCGACGCCCACCACUUCAACGUGGACGGUGGACACGGAGGCGUGGAACUCACGGGUGAGCCCUGUACCUUCAGCCGUCGCUUUUCCGAAGACGGAGGAGGAGGUGUCGGCUGCCCUGAAGUGUGCUGCUUCCUGCGGCGUCAAGGUGACUACGCUUGGCGGCAACCGGUCGUUCUCGAGCAUGGGCUUUGGUCGCAAUGACGGUGCUCUGAUCAUGAAUCUGAAGCACUUGAGGCACACGAAAUACGAUGCGUCGACCCAGCUGCUAUCGUACGGUGGCCCCGUCACGAUCUCGGACGCUGUCAACUUCUUGUGGAACAAGCAUAAGCGCAGCAUUGUCCAUGGCCGUUGCCCGGAAGUCGGCAUGACCGGUGUCGCUGCGUCGGGUUUUGGAACCAAGUCGCGUGUCGAAGGCACGGUACUGGACAACCUCGUGUCCGUGCGAGUGGCUCUCGCGAAUAGCUCCAUCGUCGACGCUGACGCCAAGCAGAACUCGCAGCUGUUUUGGGGCAUCCGUGGUGCUGCCAGCUCGUUGGGUGUGGUUCUCGAUUUUAAGGUCAAGACCAUUGCGCCUCCCUCGAAGAGCGCGACGAAUUACACGAUCGUUUUUGACAAAGAAUACAAGCCUACGCAGCAAGAUUCCGUGGAUGCCUUGAUUGGCACGCAAACGUGGGCCUUGAGCAAAGACAAUGACGACCGGUUGUCCAUCCGAUUUGCACUCAAGAAGAAUAUCGAUGCAAUGAAGCUGACCACGACCGAAAGUGACUUCUGGACGUCGGAGGAUUGGUCGACUCCUGGUCUCGUGAAGCAGACGGAAUCGUCUCGCCGUUUCUUCUACGUCACAUCGGUGACGAUUCCAGGCAAGGCCCCUCUCACUAACUCCACCGCGUGGGACCUGUUUACGAACACCGUCUUUACUCCCAAGCUACCUGAUGCUGCUCUCGGGGGCUAUGUGGACGUUUGGGGUGGCAAGUUCACCAAGACCGUUCGUCCAGACGACUCUGCCUGGAAACACGACGACAUUCUUCUCUUGAUUCGUUGGGACAUGCGCACCCCCGACUACAAAGUGUCAUUUGCAGAAAGCUCCUUGAACACCAUGCGCACGAACUUUUACAAGUUCGUGGACUCUUACAAGGCUUCGGGCGGUGUGCCAGGCGGGUUCACGACGUACCGCGAUGAGAAAUGGACGACGGCGGAGAUGGCCGAGUACUUGUACGGCGGUGGCAACUAUGCCAAGCUGCAGAAGAUCAAGACCGAGUACGACCCAAACGAUAUGUUCAACACGGACCCUCAGGCUAUCCGCGCGUUGAAGAAGACGACCGAGUAG